Messenger RNA from Didymodactylos carnosus, 3066 nucleotides. NCBI's taxonomy places the organism in Eukaryota, Metazoa, Rotifera, Eurotatoria, Philodinida, Philodinidae. The record is from the annotation of a GenBank genome assembly.
AUGUCAUCUUAUAAUACCUAUGGAUAUCGACAGGGCGGUCGAGGCGGUACUGGCUAUCGUGGCAGAAAUUACGACAACGGUAACUAUCAGCCGCGUUAUAAUGCAUCUACACUCACUGAUAAAGAAGAAGAAACCAUCAAUCGAAAUUUUGGUGACUUGUUCAAAAAGGACUAUCAUUUUCCUCUGUUGACCGAAAAAGACAAGGCUCCAGUAAACGUUAAAAUAACUGAAAAACUAUUCACUACUGAAAGAUGGAAAAUACCUGAAUUAAUGGCACUAAAAGAAUCAAUAAACACGACUCGUAAUCGUUUGAAUGAAAAAGACAUAAAAGUGUGGCAUGAACACACACGAAAAACUAAUAUGACCGGUCAAGUUGCAUUUACUCUUCGUAAACGUUUUAAUAUCGAAAUGUGUACGAACGCAUGGAUUAAAAUGACCGAACUACUAGUUCGAUAUCGACUCAUACCUAUUAAUUUACCGGAGAAAUACUUCCGCUCCAUUCAUCUAUGUGAAGCACCAGGUGCGUUCAUCUGUGCCACGAAUCAUAAACUUCGUCAACAACAUGGUAGCUGGGGCAUAGGCAGAGUUGCACCAGAAUUCAAAUGGGAAUGGACCGGGCUCUCUCUGAAUCCCUACUACGAGGGAAAUGACGCAGCCGCAAUGGUAGACGAUGAUCGUUUCAUCGUCGAAACGUAUAAAUCAUGGUUUUUUGGCGUAGACAACAGUGGUAAUAUCUUGGAUCAGGAGAAUAUUCGCUGUUUAUGGUGUGAGAAGAAAGCGUCACUGGUAACUGCCGACGGUUCGGUUGAUGCUUCGGGCGAUCCGAACGAGCAAGAAUCGAUAGUCAGCGAACUUCACUACGCUGAAGCUGUGACAGCUAUGGGUAUACUGGAGAAAGGCGGUUCAUUAGUUCUCAAAAUGUUUAAUGUUUUCGAAUGUGAAACUGUCUGUCUACUCUACAUUCUAGCUGUUCAUUUCAAAGAACUCUCGAUAUCGAAACCAGCGACAUCGAAAGCGGGCAACGCUGAGACCUACGUUGUUGCACGCGGCUUUAAUGGUAUAUCGAGUGAACUACUGAAACACCUACUCAGCUUCGUGUCACCCGUAUUUCCGCCAAACGUGGCAAUGUUGCCACUAGAGUCAAUAAAAGAGGAUAAAUAUUUUCUCAGUGCAAUGAUCGAAUGUGCAACUAAAUUCACCAAUUGGCAAAAACAGGCGAUCGAAAGAAACCUGGAGUUAGAAGAUUUGUGGAACUCGAAUGUGGCUACGGCAGUGUCAAAUCAGGUUCGUGACGUGACUGAGGCCUAUAUAUCACAAUAUCAUAUCAAAGAAAUUCAUCGAAAUGAUAGAAUUGUAACGUGGCUAGAACUCGAUGGUUCAGCUAAAAAUCUCGGUAACAGUGCAUCGUUGGCUCGUGGUGGACUUCAGCAACGGACAGGCGGCACACUUAAGAACAGAAGAGAGAAAAAACGCAAACGAGAAGAAUUUGUGGUGGGGGAUAAGGAUACGAGCGAGCCUGAAACGAAAAAAGUAAAUUUAGGACAGGGAAGCAGUGUAGUUUAUGGACGACAAGAUAUACCAGAAACUGUGUCCAGGUUGCCUUUACGUUCAAAUACUACGAUUGAGGUAUCGAGUUCCUCAGACUCAAUGUCGAUCGGUAUGAGAUUGAUGAAAAAAGCUGGGUAUAAAGAGGGUCAGGGUUUAGGGGCGUCAGAGCAAGGUCGAGUUAAUCCUAUUGAGGUUUUUCAACGAGAAGGUAAUGCAGGCUUAGGCCAUCAUAGAGCGGCCAUUGACGAUAGUGAUGACGACGAUAACAGCAUGCCCACAGUGCCCGAUGAACCCUUUUUUGAUGAAAAUAAACUGCCGCCAUCGAUUUCAUAUUCUCAACUUCCGAUUAACAAGAAUUGUGUGUUGGUCGGACAUAAAAUCAAACAUGUUAUCUCAUCGCUUUUUGUGCGUCCUGAUAAAUUUCAAAAGUUGUAUCAAACACGCGAAGUAAUUCAUAGCUUACUGGUUAAAACAGACUCAUUUAAGUCAUAUUCCAGACAGUUAUUUUUAAGUGAUUCCCUCGACAGUAUUCCGUUCGAUACUCGUUUUCAAUAUCCCGAGACAGCUUUGCAAUUAUCAUCACUCGAUAAAAAGUUUAAUAUUCUUCCUUGUGAUACCCUGCGACAACAGCUACCGUUCCUUGUCGUGUCUAAUAAAGAUCAAGGUUUCGUGGAAUAUAUUUCAUGGCAGCAGCGCGAUUUGUUGAAAGGACAAGCCUUUGUUCCUUCUUCCUCCUUAUCUUCCAACAGUAUCAUCUCCUAUCAUUUAUUUACUGAGUUUUUUACUGUCGAUCAACCGGUUCGAGAAAAAGUGUCUCUCAUCGUCGCUGAUAUUUCGGCGUCUCCUGAUGUAGCCUUGAAAUCGCGAUAUGUUGAAUAUGAAAUGAAACUUCAACUUACUCAAUUAUGUCGACAUGCCCUCAAAUGUCUGACUGAAAACGGUCAUUUCGUGUGUAAAGUAUCCGACGUAUUUACUCGAUUUACGGCCGGUGUUAUUUAUCUUCUCUAUAAAUCAUUCAAAAAUAUUCAGAUUUGGAAAUCGUUUACAUUGAACCCAGCUUUGCCCGAUCGUUUCCUCGUUUGUCAAGGCUAUUUGCCUAUUCGAUCGACCGGUUUCAUUGAACAUUUGGAUUAUGUUACUGCUCAGCUGACAGUGAACAGAAGUGAUGUACUAGAAAUUGUGCCAAUUAACUGUCUGUUGGAAAGAGAAUUUCAGAUCUACUUGGCUGAUUCUGCUCUGUAUCUCGUUCAACAAGAAACUCAAGCAUUGAAGAAAUUAUUGUGGUGUCAUAGAAAUGAGAAGCUGUCGUCCAUGAGUAUUAAGAAGCAUUUGAUAGAAGCCGCUAACCUUUUAAAUAAUACGCGGAGAAAAGUGAUUGUCAUUGAGCCCGAUGAGGGGCUGAAAUUACCCAAAGGUUGGACGAAAAAUUUUAGCGAAUCCAAAAAGUUGUGGUACUUUUUUAAUACGGAAACAGGACAGUCAAUUUGGGAACAGGACUGGAAAGGGGGGACAAGUUAG